UAUGGGGUGUCUAAAGCCAAAAGCAGAAAGAUUAGAGAGCCAAAACCAGCUCCCACAAAACCAAGAAUUAGGCAAAGGCACUGGUGUCCUCAGAACUUGUUUCAAUGGACUCAAUGCCUUAUCAGGGGUGGGAAUACUAUCAAUCCCAUUUGCACUUUCUGAGGGAGGAUGGUUGAGUUUGAUACUUCUUUUUCUGGUAGCUAUUCUCUGUUGGUAUACUGGCCUACUUCUAAACCGUUGUAUGGAUGCAAAUCCGGUUAUCAAAACAUAUCCUGACAUUGGUGGCCUUGCUUUCGGGAACAAAGGAAGAGCUAUCGUGUCUAUCGUCAUGUAUCUGGAAUUGUAUUUAGUUGCAGUGGAGUUUCUGAUAUUAGAAGGUGAUAAUCUAGAUAAGCUGUUUCCAAACAUGAGGAUCACGGUUGGUGGGCUGAAAAUUGGAGGAAAGCAAGCCUUUGUUUUGCUAGCUGCACUUAUAGUCUUACCAACGACAUGGUUAAGGAGCCUGGAAUUGUUGGCUUAUGUAUCGGCUGGUGGUGUCUUGGCUUCUGUUAUCGUUGUUGGUUGUGUUUUAUGGGUUGGUGCUGUUGAUGGUUUGGGAUUCCAUGAAAGAGGAAAGCUUCUGAAUGUGAGAGGAAUUCCUACUGCUAUAAGUUUCUUUGUCUUUUGUUACUGUGGCCAUACAGUUUUUCCUACAUUAUGCAACUCAAUGAAAGACCGGAGCAAGUUCUCUAAGGUUUUACUUGUCUGCUUCAUUACAAGCACCAUCAACUACGUAUCCAUGGCAGUUCUAGGCUACCUGAUGUUUGGAGAACAUCUCCAGUCUCAAGUGACUUUAAAUCUUCCCACAAGAAAAAUAAGCACACAGAUAGCAAUUUACACCACUCUAAUCAAUCCCUUAACCAAGUAUGCAGUUAUAGUUACUCCUAUUGCUACAGCUAUUGAAGAAGCAUUCCCUUAUUUCCAUAACAGGAGGUCUCUUAGUAUCAUCAUGAGAACAGCAAUUGUUAUCAGCACUGUAAUUUUGGCCUUGACAGUUCCGUUUUUUGGAUACCUAAUGGCGUUUACUGGUGCAUUUUUGAGCGUCACUGGCUCACUCUUGUUGCCAUGUAUGUGCUAUCUAAGCAUCAAUAAAGCUGCUCAAAGGUUCGGGUUAGAGUUAACAAUAAUUGUCGGGAUUUUGGUGGUUGGCUCAUUUGUUGGUGUGGUGGGUACAUACUAUUCUUUGAAACAAAUUGUGAAUCAUCUGUAAGACACAAGAUCGGAUAAGAACUAUUUAGAACAAAA
Molecule: messenger RNA, 1284 nt
Organism: Carica papaya (papaya)
Lineage: Eukaryota; Viridiplantae; Streptophyta; Magnoliopsida; Brassicales; Caricaceae
Product: amino acid transporter AVT1I-like
Biological process (GO): amino acid transmembrane transport
Cellular component (GO): vacuolar membrane
Molecular function (GO): L-amino acid transmembrane transporter activity
Source: RefSeq, a predicted model, not a curated record